Molecule: messenger RNA, 5802 nt
Organism: Stegostoma tigrinum
Lineage: Eukaryota; Metazoa; Chordata; Chondrichthyes; Orectolobiformes; Stegostomatidae
Gene: pld5
Product: phospholipase D family, member 5
Exons: 10
Coding region: 131-1729 (532 amino acids)
Molecular function (GO): catalytic activity
Source: RefSeq, a predicted model, not a curated record
UUCAGUCGCUGCUGACGCUGCGAUCCACCAAAACAAACGUGAACUGCAGCAACAGCACCUGAGCUGUCAGCAGAAGCUGCUCCCCUGGCCACAUCCCAGAUGUGAAAUUACAGCACUGCUCGGGAUAUCGAUGCAAAAAAUGGAAGUUAAGCAUGACCGCCUGUCAGAGGAGCCGUACGAUCAGCUGAAAGUGAAAACGGGACCGAGGGAGACGCCUCAGAAUCCAGCCCGCGGGGCUUCUCCUAACUUAUACAGUGCGGCAAAGAAAAAGGAUUACACUGUGUCAGUCUAUCUCAAUAACAGGGGAAAGAGCGAGCAUUCACAGCAGAAAUGCAUCGUGGGUUUUGCCCUUGUGUGCUGUUUCGCUAUCUCUGUUGCUCUGAUAUUUUCAGCUGUGGAUAUUCCAGGCACCGGCAGUGACAUGGAAGACAUUACCGAGGAUAACUGCGAUAGGAAUUGCCGGGUUCAUCUUGUUGAAAAUAUUCCAGAUGAGCUGAACGAUAUUGCCAACACCACAAGGCACAUUUCCUUGUUUCAGGGCUGGAUGGACUUGCUGGAUGCCGCAUUGCACAGUGUGGAUAUUGUCUCUUCCAAAUGGGCUCUAAGAAAUGGUCGUCUGGACCAAAACCAUUCACUAAGCCACUGGGGUGAGAAUGUAUUUGAGAAGCUGCAGGAAUUGAAGACUCGUAACGUUGGCCUGAGAAUCCCGAUUAAUAAAUUCCAAUUUGGAUCCCAGGAUGUGACAAAUCUGAAAGUGAAUGGUGCACUGGUGAAAUAUAUCAAUAUGACUCCUAUUAUUGGUGGUGAGCUUCACUCUUCCUUUUGGGUGGUGGACAGGAAGCAUAUCUACAUUGGCAGUGCCCACUUGGACUGGCGCUCUCUUUCACAGAUGAAAGAGUUGGGUAUCAUCAUGUACAACUGUAGCUGCCUUGGCUUAGACCUGCACAAAGUCUUCUCUGCGUAUUGGCAGCUAGAGUACCGAAACUCUCCACCUGAGAUUUGGUCAAAGAAGCUGUUCGGUAUUUCCAGCAUGCAUUCUCCCCUCAAGCUACAGCUGAAUGGGCUUGAAGCCAGUGUCUAUCUAGCUACCUCUCCUGCAUCUUUAUGCCCCAGUGGUCGCACCAGAGAUAUUGACGCUGUUCUCAGGGUUAUUGCCAAUGCUCAGAGGUUCAUUCAUGUCGCUGUCAUGGAUUAUCUGCCCCUUGUCAAUCGCACUAAUGUUCGGAGGUACUGGCCUCUGAUAGAUAAUGGCCUGCGGGAAGCUCUCUUUCUGCGGCAAGUGAGGGUGCGAAUGUUGGUCAGCUGCUGGAAGGGAACCUACUUACCAAUGCUCAACUUCCUGUGGUCCCUGAAAAUGUUCUGCAGUGAGCCCAUCAACUGCAGCUUCGAAGUGAAGUAUUUUGGAAUUCCUGCUUCUGAAGGGGAUGAGAAGGCCUCAUUUUCCAGCAUCAAUCGCAACAAAUACAUGGUGACUGACAAAGCAGCAUACAUCAGUACGUCUGACUGGGUUGGGGACAACUUUGUGGAAAACACAGGUGUGAGCCUGGUCAUUGAACACAAACAGAGCAGGAGAUGGCCGAGCAGGGCCACAGUUCUCGAUGAGCUAAAGGUGGUGUUCGAGAGAGACUGGAACUCCAAAUAUGCCAAAAAUUUGGAAAUAAAUACCUUUCCAGAUUGCCUGAAACUUAAAACAUAUCAACAGAAACCAUCUUCAUUUAAUCUGGGGUGAAUCAAUACCAUUGUUUUGAGAUGUGUGAGUGAGGGAAGAAAGAACGUAAUCAGAUGGACUGGAAGUUUUCAUUUUGAGUUUGAAUCAAAGGUAGCCGUCAUACCUGACCCACUUUAUCAAAAAAAAACAAAUAUUCAAUUGAUAGCAACUUUUCAAUGGCUUCAAGUCAGCCAAGUAACGACUCCAUCCUUGACCCUAUGAUUUUGUUUUAUUCAUUCACGGGAUAAGGGUGUCACUGGCUAGGCAGUAUUUAUUGCCCAUCCCUAAUUGCCCAGAGGACAGUUAAGAGUCAACCACAUUGCUGUGGGUCUGGAGUCACAUGCAGGCCAGGCCAAGUAAAGAUGGCAGUUUCCUUCCCUAAAGGGCAUUAUUGAACCAGAUGGGUCUUUUCUCCCAACAAUCAGUUCAUAGUCAACAUUAGACUUUUAGUUCCAGAUUUCUAUUGAAUUCAAAUUCCACCACCUGCUGUGGCAGGAUUCAAACCCAGAACAUUAUUUUGGUCACUGGAUUAACAGGGACAGUCCCACUAGAUCAAUGGAAGAUAACGUAGGCCCAUUUGUCAUCACAGGGAAGUCGCUGCCCCUUUGAACAACCCAAAUUAAAUGAGUUGGAACCUUACUGAGCAAUGUUAGCAAAAGCUUAUACGUAUUGACCCACGAUUCUUUUCUGCAUUGCUACAACUGCUUGAAGUAGAUUGAAGUUUGUGUUUCUAACUAUACAUUCUAUGAUGUCAACACGUGCAAACCAAAGUGAAAGUCCCUGCCCCCAGUUUUGAAACAAUUAUUCAAGGAUCAUGUGCGCCCCCUGUAUUUUCUUCCAUUUGUACCACUGGCCAUGAGGGUGGAGUGACAGCUCACACCUCAUGUUGUGCUGGCUGCUCAAUGUUGUAACACUCUAGUGACCAUUGGUUAUUAUUUCAUGUAUUAUUUAAGUAGAUUCACUUGCAAUAAACAGGAGCUGAAUAAAGCAACACUCCUAUUUAUUAUCAGUGUACAGCAUGGAUUAUUGAUCCAUUUAUGAAGGCAGUAAGUUUAGAGCCCUUGGCAAUCUGUGACACAGCCGUAAAUUGCCAUUUGAUCGCUAAUGAGAGUAUUAGUUCAGCCCAAUUGGCUGUGUUUUUGUGUCUAAACCACAGUCCCACUAUAGGGCUUGAAAAUAAAAACCAAGUUUGACACUCCAGUGCAAUAUGAAGGUACAGCUGCAUUGUUGGAGGGGCCAUCUUUAGGAUGAGACCUUAAAUCUGCUUAGAUGUAUAAAGAUCCCUUGGCACUGCUUUAAGGAGAACAGGACUAUCCGUAGUCACCUGGCCAAUAUUUAUCCCUCAAUCAAUAUCACAGGAACACAUUAACUGGUCAUUAUCACAUUUCUGGGAAUUUACUGUGAGUGCAUUUGGCUACCACAUCCUCUACAUUACAACAGUAUCUACACUUUAAAAAGCACUUCACUGGCCUUAAAGCAAGUACAUACAUUCUAUGUGAUUGUGAAAGCACUACAUUAGAGUGUUUCUUUCCUUUAUCAGUAUGGCUUGUGUAGAAUAGUGAAAGAACAGCCAAUUUAAAUCUCUUUGAACGUUUUGUUAUUACAUUGUUGUUGACACAUUGUCGAUCGUGCUUUUUCUAAAGUGUCUAAUACCAACCCAUUUAUAUUUACACUGUAUGGUCCUUGCAGUUUGAUUGUUGCCUGUGCUUCAGGAUCUCCACUGAGUGAUCUCCUGGCUGAUUGGGGUCAACAGCGAUGGGCAUACAUCGCCUUAUGCUUCAAUAAACACACUGAUUGGUAGCUGGUAUUAAUGCAGCAUCCAUAUAUCAAGUGAGAAUGCCCAUUUAGGCCAUGCAACAGCAUCAAAAUCAGGGCUUUUUUAAAAAUCCAAUUACAGGAUGUGGAUAUUGCUGGCUAGGCCAGCAGUCCUUGCCCAGAGGACAAUUGAGAGACGAUCACAUUCCUGUGGGUCUGGAGUCACAUGGAGGCCAGGACAACAAGUAAGGACAGCAGUUUACUUCCCAAAAGGACAUCAGUGAACCAGAUGGGUCUUUUCUCCCUGCCUCCCCCCUCCCCCCCAAACAUUAUGCUCAUCAUCAGGUUGUUAAUUCCACAUUUUUAUUGAAUUCAAAUUCCGCUAUCUGCCAUGGCAGGAUUUGAACCCAGGUCUCCAAAAACUUUCCUAGGGCCCCUAUUUAAUGUCUAGCAAUAAUACCCCUAACCUUCUCUCCCCUAAUUGCUCCAUGUGCUUUCCUUUGAUGCAACUUAAUGAUGGAUUCCUAAGAAGCCCUCAGGUUGGUUGUUGGGUGCAUUACCAUUAGUACACAGACAGUGCAAGCCCGCACAAAGUAACCCAGAUCUCACCUUAGAGUUGUUCUCUGGGCCCCAGUCAAACACUUUGAGUGAGUUGGUGGCAGCUUUCAUGCUGUCAGAGGGAUGUUGUCUAAUUCCAAGGGAUAAAUUUCUGCACCCUCUAUUAGCAGGAACCCUAAGGGAUUUGGUGGAAUGGGGAGUUGGUGCUACUGGUGGUGGUGAGAGAAGAAAACCAUGAGAGUGGCAUACACAAAUGUAAUUACAACUUUAAGUAAAGUUGCAUAAGUAUUUGGACAGUGUGGACAGCAAAUGGGGCAGAUACCAGUCCUGGAAUUGGACUAAUUUGGCUAAACUGGGUUCAAGGGUUAGCAGUGCUGUCUGCUCCUACAGUAGCUGGUCAUGUUCAUUAAGAGCCUCACUAUGGGAAACCAGGCGAAAUUAUCCAGGCAGCCUCCAGUUUUGCACAAUGAUGGGGGUCAGGAGAAGCAGCCCCUUUGGGAGAGAGAGACUGCAGUUGGCAGGGCCUUACCUUCCAUGAAGUAGCCUAGCUAUUUCUUUCUGUUUUUCAGUUAGUAUUUUUGGAUAAACGUAAGUGAGACUACACUUUAAAGUGCCUUCUCACUCUAAUUACAGCCUGCUGGUUCUCUCAAGCAGUUAGGCCUCUCUCUGAUUGACUCUCUGCCUUCUACAACCCACCCACUCCCCACAACUGGCCAAGCAACCUAUCUCCCUGACAAUUAAAGCGAUGCCCCAGUCACAAUUUUACCAAGUGAAUGCUUUCCCACUCCCUCUCCCACCCUUCCCCAUGUCCCCGAGAGCAGACCCAGCUUCAGGUUCCCAUUCCCAAAAAAUGAAAACCCAGACAUUUACCACUGAAAUCGACUGGUGAUGCUGGACAUGGGAGAUGAAACAUGCAUUUUACUGGGUAAUUGUGACAUUCGGGUGUUCAGCCCUGCAUUUCCUGGCUACCAUUUGAGCUGCUAAGAAAUUAUUUUUGCACCAUUUUAGUGAUGGCCAUUUGCUUGCCACAUCUACAGGGGGAAUCCCUUAGCAGAGCAGUUCAAUUUCCCAGAGAUUCCUCAGAACCAAUUCACCUGAGACACAUGCAACACAAUAAAGGUGGACCUGACCUAGUUUGGGUGACCUUGGGUCACAUGACAUAUUCUUCCCACCAAAUUAAGGGCUAUGGGGAGAGUGCGGGUAAGUGGAGUUGAAAUGUGGUCACAAAUUACCCAUUUCUAACCCAUGCGCAGGGCUGCCAUCUUCCCAGAUUGCCUUGGAAUGUUCCGAAAUUGGAAGAUUAACCUCCCAAACACCGGUGAAAGCAAUGUGGGAGAAAACAAAACCCUUACAAGUUUUUUUUUGGAAUUUUAAAUUUAUUUUUAAUAUUCUUGGAAUACAACUCUGUUGUUGUAGGGAUAUGCGGCUUCAGUUAUUGGAAAGCUACAAUGGUUAAGGUUAAGGGGGAGAUUUAAUAGAGGUGUUCAAAAUUUAUGAGAGAUGUUGAUACAGUAAAUGAACAGAGACUGGAUUGAUUGGUACUGUGUUGACAACCAGAGGAUAUAAUUAAAAUAAUUGGCAGAAGAAUUGAGCGGAGAUAGGAGUAAUUUUCAAUACCAAAUUUUUAAUACAUUGCCUGGAAAGGUGGUGAAAACAGAUUAAGUAGCAGCUUGCAAAAACAAUAAAUACGUGACCAGGGACAGAAACAGAAGUUGCUGGAUAAGUUCAGCAGGUCUGCCAGCAUCUGUGAAGUAAAAAUCAGAGUUAACAUUUCAGAUCUG